AUGACAAUUGACAAAAGUUGGAUGACUGUGAGGAAUCGACUCUCUCGUGAAUAUAGAGUUGGUGUCCGCUUGUUUCUCCAACGAGCUGCUCAAUAUGCUAAUGAAAAUAGGGAGAUUAGAUGUUCGUGUAACAAUUGUUUGAAUCAUCUGCUCCAACCACUACCUUUAGUGGAGCUACACUUGGUACAACAUGGAAUUCAAUUAUCAUACAAAGUAUGGGAUUACCAUGGCAAAAAACAUGACCAUCCAUCUGCGGAGCAAGAAGUUAUAUUAGAUGGUGGUGUGCAUGAUGAAAUGGUAGAUAUUUUGGCUGAUAUAAGUGGGCAUGUAGAAAUUGGAGAAUCCAGUGAGCCUAUUCAAGAAGGAAAUGAUCAAAAUAAGAACCUCGAUGAAAUAUUCAAGAAAAUGGAGAAAGAAUUGUAUCCAGGGUGUGAAAGUUUCUCGGCGCUUAAUUUUUUAGUGAAAUUAAUGCAUGUGAAGGUGUUGAACAAGUGGAGUGAAAAAUCUUUUUAUAUGUUACUUGGCUUAAUGAAGAAAGCAUUUCCCUUCGCAAUAUUGCCCAAUUCUCACUAUGAGGCAAAAAGUAAGUUGAGUGAUAUUGGACUCGGAUACGAGAUAAUACAUGUCUGCCAACAUGAUUGUGCUCUAUUUUGGAAGGAGAAUGCUGAUCUAAACAGGUGUCCAAUAUGUGGCGAAAGUCGAUGGGUAAACAAAAGCACAAAAGGAAAAAAGGUUCCAAAAAAGGUGAUGCGCUACUUUCCUUUAACUCCUAGGUUGAAACGUUUAUUUAGUUCAAGACACACUGCACUUGAUAUGAGAUGGCAUGAUUUCGAGCGACCAAAAGAGAAUGGUGUUUUGAGGCAUCCAGCUGAUGGUCAAGCUUGGAAAACAUUUGAUAAGAAUUAUCCAGCAUUUGCAAUGGAUCCUAGAAAUAUGCGAUUGGGAUUGGCAACUGAUGGUUUAAAUCCAUUUGGAAACAUGAGCACGACAUACAACAUGUGGCCUGUAAUGUUGGUAAUAUACAAUAUGCCCCCUUGGAAGUGCAUGAAGUCAAACAACUUGAUCUUGUCUCUAUUAAUACCUGGACCAAAAUCUCCUGGAAAAGACAUAGAUGUAUAUCUACGACCACUUGUUGAGGAGUUAAAAUAA
Messenger RNA from Humulus lupulus (European hop), 1149 nucleotides. RefSeq lists its product as uncharacterized. The transcript has a single exon. NCBI's taxonomy places the organism in Eukaryota, Viridiplantae, Streptophyta, Magnoliopsida, Rosales, Cannabaceae. The record is from RefSeq and is a predicted model, not a curated record. Bases 1 to 1149 code for a protein of 382 amino acids.